AUGUCGUUAGUAGCCUUGAAGAACGGAGUCGCAAGUCUCCUAAACCACAAGAACAAGUCAGAUGAAGAAAUAAAUAGAGUUAAUAGGCUAUUGGAAAAUAACCAAGGUCCAUAUGGCUCUACAGACAAUGAUGCCACAUUGACUCCACAAGACGAUAGAGCAGCCGAGGUGGCAAGGCAAGAAGCAGUCAUGAAUGCCGCAGAAUCAGUUGCAUCCUCAUCCGAUAACAAAGAAGAUGAAGAGGUUGAUGCUAAUUUUCUUACCAAAUUCUUUAGCAGAUUUGAUCCUAGGGUCAUGUCAGAUAUUAUCAUUGGUUUAAGUGACGGAUUAACAGUGCCAUUUGCUCUCACAGCCGGUCUUUCUUCUUUGGGUGACUCUAAAUUGGUUAUCACUGGUGGUAUGGCGGAACUAGUUUCGGGAGCAAUAUCAAUGGGUUUGGGAGGAUACCUUGCAGCUAAAUCAGAAUCAGAAUACUACACAUCACAAGUCAAAAAAGAAAAGUUGGAUUUCUUCAAGAGACCAGAGUCCAUCAACCAAGAUGCAGCAGAAAUACUUUUUGAGCUUGGGGCAAGUGAAGCAACAAUUAUAAGUUUCCUUAAAGACCUAGAUUCACAACCGAAAAACCUUAUAGAUUUUGUUAUUAGGUUUGGUAAAGGCUUGGAAGAGCCUGCCGAGGGAAGGGAAUUCACUUCGGCAUUGACCAUUGGAUUGUCAUAUUUCUUUGGAGGAUUUGUACCUCUUUUACCAUAUUUCUUUACACAUGUCGUGAAAACUGGAUUAUUAAUCUCAGUGAUUGUCAUGUUGAUCACAUUAUUCAUAUUCGGCUAUAUCAAAACACAAAUAUCCCUCGGAGACGAUUGUGGAAACCGGAAAAAGAUAGCAGAAGGGUUCCAAAUGGUUGCUGUAGGGUCAGUUGCCGCUGGUGCAGCUUGGGGUCUAGUCUACUUUAUAGACAACUAA
Lodderomyces elongisporus is the source of this 960-nucleotide messenger RNA. RefSeq names its product Ccc1p (gene CCC1). Gene Ontology annotation, cellular component: fungal-type vacuole membrane. The record is from RefSeq and is a predicted model, not a curated record. Gene Ontology annotation, molecular function: iron ion transmembrane transporter activity; manganese ion transmembrane transporter activity. The transcript has a single exon. Bases 1 to 960 code for a protein of 319 amino acids. Gene Ontology annotation, biological process: intracellular manganese ion homeostasis. Lineage: Eukaryota; Fungi; Ascomycota; Pichiomycetes; Serinales; Debaryomycetaceae.